Molecule: messenger RNA, 1477 nt
Organism: Drosophila willistoni
Lineage: Eukaryota; Metazoa; Arthropoda; Insecta; Diptera; Drosophilidae
Product: angio-associated migratory cell protein
Exons: 4
Coding region: 72-1382 (436 amino acids)
Molecular function (GO): protein binding
Source: RefSeq, a predicted model, not a curated record
UACGAUUGUUGUGCUGCGACACAGCUGAUAUGCACGUGCACUAUCAAUUAAUUUAGUUUGUAAUUUAGUGAAUGCUGCAAAGAAAUUAUAAAAAGGAUAUGCUAGAAAACACACCCCCGCAUCGUCCGGACAUUGACGGUGAAGAUGAAAUGUUCGAGGAAAUUGAGGUAGAUGCAAAUGAACCGACACAAGAUGAUGACGAAUUGGAAAUGGAGGAAAUAACGCUGGCCGAACUGGAGGCCCGACUGGGCAUGCACGAUGACGCGGACGAUGACGAAAAUGAUGCAGAAGAAGAAGCCAAGGAUCGAGAAAGGAUAUCCCAGAUAAAAGACGAGGCGGCGGUCACAUUUAAAAAACACACAGCUCCAGUCUUUGCCUGCAGUUUACAUCUCCAAAAUAGCUGGGCCGUCACAGGAAGUGAAGAUGACAAAGCGUAUGUGUGGGAUAUAGCAACGGGAGACGUUCUCUUUGAGAUCGUCGAACACAAGGAUACUGUGACAGAGGCUCAUUUCAGUAACGAUGGUUUGUACCUGGCCACAGGGGACCUUUCUGGCGAAAUAUUCGUUUUUAAAUUAAAUGAGCAGAGGGAGGAAAACCCAAUUUUCCACAAAGUUUGGGAGUAUUCUAUGAGUGACAUGACGUGGAUGUUUUGGCAUCGCGGUGCGCAUGUGCUCUUAGCUGGCAGUGACAGCGGAGAAAUCUAUGUUUGGCGGAUACCAGGUGGAGAUUGUAAAAUUUUACCAGGAGAAUCUUCAAGAUGCGAGGCAGGUGAACUAAGUGGCGAUGGCAAGAAGUUACUUACAGCUUACAUUAAUGGAACAGUCAGAUUAUGGGAUCUUAAAUCAUGUCAAAUAUUGAUGGAAGUCAAUGACCAGCAUCCAAUGGGUUUUCAGGAAAUUACUCAUGCCGUAGUAGCCUGUGAGAAGGAUUCGCCCUUCUAUAUCUGUGGAGAGGCAAAUGGCAAACUCCUCUUUUGUACGAACAAUGGACCAGUGUGUAAUGCGCAAGCUGAGCACGGCAUAGAGUGCAUAGCCUUUGCCCCUUCCUCUACGCAGUUGAAACUCUUUGCUGUUGGUUCUCUCGACGGUCAGAUAUCCAUUUGGGACUACAGUAAAUAUAGUUUGCGCAUGAUUUGUGAAAGUCCAGUACCCAAUGAUGGAGUUCUGGGAAUAAAAUGGUUAAACGACUUCACAGUUCUGGCGGCUACCACGCAGGGCAACUUGAAUGUUUUUGAUGCUCGUACAGGUACUCUUAAAUUCAAACUGACGGGUCACUACUAUCAUAUUUAUGAAGUUGUCUAUAACCCAACCGAAAGUAUACUUUUAAGCGUUUCCGAGGACAACACGGCAAAAAUAUUUAGGAUUCCCCCGCUGGGCGAAUAAAAACAACUAGCCUUUUGUAAAUAAAAUAAUCACACAUGCGACAUUCGAAGAUAAAAAUGUUAUGAUUACAAAUACAAAAUGAAUUCAUUUAGUGA